CCUGUGGUGACUUAUGCCAACUCCUCGCAGCCCUUCCGGCUGGGAGAGCGCAGCUUUAGCCGGCAGUAUGCCCACAUUUAUGCCACCCGCCUCAUCCAGAUGAGGCCCUUCCUGGUGAGCCGGGCCCAGCAGCGCUGGGGUAAGUGAUGAGUUUGAGGAGGUGCUUCCAGGUUUGUUGGGCAUGACUUCCCUGUCCCUGGGGGUUGUCUGUCUUUCCUAAUCAAGUGGCCUGUGCAGUGCAGACGUUUUUCUUUUUUUCCCAUUUCUUCCUUGGUGAUCUCUCCUGCUUCUAGUUAUUCUUGGUGAAGCAGGACUCCCAUCACCUUCAACUUUUGGGUAAUGCUGCAUCACCCCAUUCUUACUAUUUAUGAGUGGCUUUCUGGGACUUCCCUCGUGGUCCAGUGUUUCAGACUCCUCGCGUCCAGUACAGGGGGCACGGGUUCGAUGCCUGGUCGGGGAACUGGGAUCCCACAUGCCUCACUGCGCAGCCAAAAGAAAAAGAGUGGCUUUCCAUGUAGUUUUCAAUUCAUCUGUUAUGUUAAACUGAAAUUUUGUAGGUGAGACAGUGUCUUAUUCAUUUUUACCCUCCCACCCCCAGCACCAGGCUUGCUGGGUUUCAGUCCAGGUUGCACAUUGGAACCACUUGGAAAACUUUAGGAAUCUCCGGGCCCAUCCUGUCCCACUGAGUCAGCUGGGCUGACUCUGGUUUUAUUAUAGGCAGCCAGAACACUUGACCCGAUUUCCUAGCUACAUUGUCACAUUAGAGAUGUUUUCUGUUUUCCUUACUGCAGGCAAAAGUGUUAUUCACCUGCCACAUAACAAGGGUCUCCUUCCUUUGGCUCCCAGUGCCUUUCACUCACUUUCCUUGAAGUCCUCGAGGACAUCCUUCUCAAGCCCAAGGCCAAUGCCAUCUUUUAGAUUCUUUACAGCAACAUCUGCUGUGGUACCAGGUUUCUCUUCUUCUUCCUUUUUUUUUUUAAAUUAAUUUUUAUUGGAGUAUAGUUGCUUUACAAUGUUGUGUUAAUUUCUGCUGUACAGCAGAGUGAAUCAGCUAUACGUAUACAUAUAUUCCCACCAGGUUUCUUUUCUAACAAAGCUGCCCAGUGACAGAAUACAGCCAUUUUAUUCUGUUCACAGAGUGGGGUCAGAAAUUCAGACAGGGGCCCACGAUGAAUGGGGCCUUGGCUGGGUGAUUGACAGCAGGCAGUAUCGUUCACUCACCAUGUGACUUUUUCCUGUGACCAGGCUUCCUCCCCAGAGCUCAGCCCAUCACAGAAUUCCUCUCUGUCCACUCAUGAGUUUCCUGAACAUCUCAAGCCCUUUCUCGCCUUUGGCUCUCCCUGCACCUAGCACACUCUGUCCCCAGGCUUCUUUCUUGACCUCAGCCUAAACGACCUCAGCUUAAACAUCGGUGCUUCAAGAGGCCAGCAGGGCCCUUUCCACAUCUACUGCCUUCGCUCCUGUCUGUUCAUGGCACUUGUCCCAGCAGGGAAUCCUGCGUUUCCUGCUCUUGCCUCUCCCUCUGUACCAGCAGCUCAGUGAGGGCAAGGAUGGGUUCACUCUUGGUGCUGGUGCCUAGCCUGGUACCCACACUUCGCCCGGAUGGACAGAUGUCCCACCCUCAGCACAGGGAUGUGCCCUUCUGCCUUGUGCUCAGACACACACAUAGGAUCUCAGAUGUGUGGCCUUGGGCGUGUUACUUAACUCUGCCUCUGUUUCCUCAACCAGAUGGCGGAGUGAUACCUCCAAUGGUGUGUUGUCAGGAGGAGAAGAGUUCCAGGCACAGGGCUUGGCACAGUCACCUGGGGCUGAAUGAGGGCUCGGUGGACAUCGCGGCUCUGGGAUCUGUUGUUUCUGUUGGUGUCUGGCAUUUCUAUCCAGUGCUGGCACCCUCCUUAUUUUAUUUUGAAUUACCCCCCUUUGCUCCCCAGGGCAUAGAUCUGUGGAAUGUUCUUGGUUAUUCCAGGGCAGACGGGGGCUGGUGCUGGGGUCAGCUGGGCUAAGGAAAGGGCUGGUCCCGAGUCCACAUUAUCCCAUCACCUCCUGUUAGUGUUUUCUCCAGGUUUGGGGUCUAUCUUAACAAACCCUCAGGCCUUCUGGGACUUGGCUCCUCCGUCCUGCCCACCCAGUGACCCCUGCGUACCACGCCUCUCCCAUGCCUGUCUUCCCGCCUGUCCCUAACGCUUCCAGUGUGUUGUUCUCCGGAAUCGCAGGCACUCUGGGUGAACAGGGCUGCCUGACUCCACAAGAGCAGAACGGUGUGGAUGGGGAUGUGAAGUUUGAAUUUGGGGUAUAUCUCUGUUUUCAGAAGACGAGGCAUUUGUGGGGUGGAUGGAAGAAUCCAAACUCUCAAAGGAAACUAAUAUAGUUAGGCUUCUGGUGGCUGCCCCGGCACUGCUGGGUCCACAGCUGCAUCCCUCUGGUCUCCGCCUCAUCUUCACGUCACCUUGUCUGCAUGUCUACCUCUCUUGCAGUGGAGUCCUAAUAAAGAAGCUAUGUGAGCUGCAGCCUGGGGAGAAGUGUUGUGUGGUGGGGACCCUCUUCAAGGCCAUGCAGCUCCAGCCCUCCAUCCUGCGGGAGAUCAGUGAAGAGCACAACCUGCUCCCCCAGCCUCCUCGGAGCAAAUACAUCCACCAAGACGAUGAACUGAUCUUGGAAGAUGAACUGCAGCGUAUCAAACUGGAGGGAACCAUUGAUGUGUCAAAGCUGGUCACAGGGACAGUCCUGGCUGUGCUGGGCUCUGCAGGAGACGAUGGGAAGUUCCUGGUGGAGGACCACUGCUUUGCAGGGCUUGCCCCUCAGAAGCCCACAUGUCCCCUCGACACAGACAGGUUUGUGCUGUUGGUGUCCGGUCUGGGCCUGGGUGGAGGCGGGGGCGAGAGCCUGCUGGGCACCCAGCUGCUUGUGGACGUGGUGACGGGGCAGCUUGGGGACGAAGGGGAGCAGUGCAGUGCCGCCCACGUCUCGCGGGUCAUCCUCGCCGGGAACCUCCUCAGCCACAACACCCAGAGCAGAGAUUCCAUCAACAAGGCCAAGUACUUAACCAAGAAAACCCAGGCAGCCAGUGUGGAGGCCGUCAAGAUGCUGGAUGAGAUCCUCCUGCAGCUGAGCGCCUCCAUGCCCGUGGAUGUGAUGCCAGGAGAAUUUGACCCAACAAACUACACGCUCCCCCAGCAGCCCCUGCACCCCUGCAUGUUCCCACUGGCCGCUGCCUACUCCACACUCCAGCUGGUCACCAACCCCUACCAGGCCACCAUCGAUGGAGUCAGAUUCCUGGGGACAUCGGGACAGAAUGUGAGCGACAUAUUCCGGUACAGCAGCAUGGAGGAUCACUUGGAGAUCCUGGAGUGGACCCUGCAAGUCCGUCACAUCAGCCCCACAGCCCCUGACACCCUAGGUUGUUACCCUUUCUAUAAAACCGACCCAUUCAUCUUUCCGGAGUGCCCUCACGUCUACUUUUGUGGCAACACCCCCAGCUUUGGCUCCAAAAUCAUCCGAGGCCCCGAGGACCAGACAGUGUUGUUGGUGGCUGUCCCGGACUUCAGUGCCACUCAGACCGCCUGCCUCGUGAACCUGCGCAGCCUGGCCUGCCAGCCCAUCAGCUUCUCAGGCUUCGGGGCAGAGGACGAGGACCUGGGAGGCCUGGGUCUGGGUCCCUGACUCACAAAGGCAGCCUUGUCCAGAGAGGCCCCGGCCAUUCCUUCCCUGUGGCGUCAGCACCAUGGCAGCUUUUGCUUUGUAAAUAAAGCCCGACUGUUUACUGGU
This is a messenger RNA of Hippopotamus amphibius kiboko, 3765 nucleotides long. It is a transcript of the gene POLD2, whose product is annotated as DNA polymerase delta 2, accessory subunit. Gene Ontology annotation, cellular component: delta DNA polymerase complex. Gene Ontology annotation, biological process: DNA replication; DNA strand elongation involved in DNA replication. The record is from RefSeq and is a predicted model, not a curated record. The transcript is spliced from 11 exons. Gene Ontology annotation, molecular function: DNA binding. Bases 2332 to 3660 code for a protein of 442 amino acids. Lineage: Eukaryota; Metazoa; Chordata; Mammalia; Artiodactyla; Hippopotamidae.